AUGGCUCAGAAGAGACCAAACGUUAGCAAGCUAUUCAUGACGCGAGGCAUCGUCAAACUUCUUAAGCGUUCAAAAAUUGGUUUAUUUCUUUCUCCAUUUCUUUGCUCCUUACUUUGUUUCUUUCUUUCUUUCUUUCUUUCUUUCACUCUUAAACAUGCCCCUCUCUAUCUUUUCUCAGCUUUAUUGUUCUUUCUCACUUUUUCUUCUCUUUCCCUUCUCUCUCUCUCCGUCUCUCUCUCUCUCCGUCUCUCUCUCUCUCUCUCUCUCUCUCUCUCUUUCUUUCUUUCUCUCUCUGUUCCUUACACUAAAUCAGAAUGUUUUCCCCUCUCAUAUUUUAUCUCUUUCUCUUUAUUGUUUUCCUCCCCAAAUAUCAUCAUUUGUUUCGAUACCCUCCCUCACUGUCUCUAUCUGCCACUCCCUCCAUUUCUCCCUUUAGCAACAGAAUCAUCUUUCUUUCUAACACUUUAUCUGUUUCAUUUAUUCUUUUUCUUUUACAAUCUCUCCUUUUACUUUCUUUCUCAUUCUCACGGCAACACACAUUUUCAUUCGUACUAUCUUUUUAUAAUCUUUUAUAAUCUUUCUAACUCCUCUCUCUCUCUCUCUCUCUCUCUCUCUUCUAUCUCCGUUACUUUCUUUUGUUUACUCAUUCUUUGUCUCGCUUUCUCUUUCCAUUUCUCUCGUCUCUUCCUUCCUCGCUCCCUCUCAAAUCACCAUUCUUCUUCUUCUUCUUUCUUCUUCUUCUUCUUCUUCUUCUUCUUCUUCUCUCUUCUUCUUCUUCUUUUCCACCUCCUCCUCCUUCUUCUUCUUCUUCUUCUUCUUCUUCUUCUUCUUCCACCUCCUCCUCCCUUCUCCUUUCUUCUUUUUUUGUCGUUGCUUCUUUUGUCGUUCUCCUUCUUCUUCUUCUUCUUCUUCUUCUUCUUCUUCUCCACCUCCUCCUCCUUCUCUUCUUCUUCUUCUUUUUGUCGUUGCUCUUCUCGUCUUUCUCCUUCUUCUUCUUCUUCUUCUUCUUCUUCUUCUUCUUCUCUUAUUAUUCUUAUUUUUGUCGUUAUUAGUUCUCGUCUUUCUCCCUCCUUCUUUUUUUUUUUUCUUCUUCUUCUCAGCAUUCUUCCUAAUUAUUCUUGUUCUUCUUCUUUCUUCUUCUUCUCCACUUGUCUCCUCCUUCUCUUUCUUUUGUCGUUGCUUCUUCAAUUUCUUCCUGUAACAAUUCUUCUUUCUUCUUCUUCUUCUUCUUCUCCACCUCCUCCUUCUUCUUCUUCUUUUUGUUUGCUCUUCCCUCGUUUUCUCUUCUCGUCUUUCUCCUUCUUCUUCUUCUUCUUCUUCUUCUUUUUUUUUGUCGUUGCUUCCACCUCCUCCUCCUUCUGUUCUUCUUUUUUGUCGUUGCUCUUCUCGUCCCUUUCUUCCUUCUUUUUCGUUGCUCUUCUCCUCCUUUCUCCUUCUUCUUCUUCUUCUUUUUCUCUUCUGCUUUCUUAUUAUUCUUACAUUCUUCCUGUAGCAAUUUUCUUCUUCUUUCUUCUUUUCUUCUUCUUUCUUCUUCUUCUUCUUCUUCUUCUUCUUCUUCCACUUCUUCUUCUUAUUAUUAUUAUUUUGUCGUUGCUAUUCUUAUUAUUUUUCCUUCUUUUCUUCUUCUUUGUCUCCUCCUCCCUCUCUUUUUCUCGUUCUUCUUCUUGUCGUUGCUCUUCCUGUCUUUCUCCUUCUUCUUCUUCUUCUUCUUCUUCUUCUUCUUCUUCUUCUUCUUCUUCCUCCUCCUCCUUCUCCUUCUUCUUCUUCUUCUUCUUUUUGUCGUUGCUCUUCUCGUCUUUUCCUUCUUCUUCUUCUUCUUCUUCUUCCCACCUCCUCCUCCUUCUCUUCUUCUUCUUCUUUUUGUCAUUUGCUCUUCUCGUCUUUCUCCUUCUUCUUCUUCUUCUUCUCCACCUCCUCCUCCUUCUUCUUCUUCUUCUUUUUCGUUGCUGUUCGUUUUUCCCUUCUUUCUUUCUUCUUCUUCUUCUUCUUAUUAUUAUUAUUAUUAUUAUUAUUCAAUUCUUCUUCUUCUUCUUCUUCUUCUUCUUCUUCUUCUUCUUCUUCUUCUUCUAG
Messenger RNA from Acanthosepion pharaonis, 2070 nucleotides. NCBI's taxonomy places the organism in Eukaryota, Metazoa, Mollusca, Cephalopoda, Sepiida, Sepiidae. The record is from the annotation of a GenBank genome assembly.